GUAUCCACUAAGUUAUAGAUAAAGCAGGAGGCAAGAAAAAAAAUCUACUUUUGACUUGUCCGAGGUUAACCAUUCUUCGGAAUUUUGCACAAUUAUUUGCCGUCUGAAUUGGGAUGGACAAUGAUCGAACCGCAAGGAUCUUUUCUUUUUUAUUAUAUAUUUAGCUUGAAUGAUACCAUUACCAUGAUGAAGGGAACUGGAGAAUAAAAAGAAUUCAAUGAGGGGUUUUGGUUUUUUGCUUUUCGUCAGUACUAAUUUGCUCUUUCUGCUGUACAUAUCCAAAAUUUCCCUUGCAGUUGACAGCAUUGGUCCUUCGCAGUCUAUACUUGACGGAACGACCUUGGUUUCAAAAGAUGGAAGCUUUGAGCUUGGUUUCUUCAGUCCAGGUAGCUCCAAGAAUCGCUAUUUGGGAAUUUGGUACAACUACAAGAACAUCCCCGUUCAAACAGUUGUUUGGGUGGCAAACAGAUGCAACCCAAUCAGUGACUUGUCUGGCGUGUUGAUGAUAAACAACACAGGCUAUCUUGUGGUGUUGGGUCAAAAUAAGACUGUUUUUUGGUCAGCCGGCUCAGUUAGACACGCCGAAAGUGCAAGGGUACAGCUGUUAGAUUCUGGAAAUUUGGUACAAACAGAUGGGAAAGAUGGAAAUUCCGGAACCUAUUUGUGGCAAAGCUUUGACUAUCCCUCUGAUACAUUGUUACCAGGAAUGAAGUUGGGAUGGGACUUGAGGACAGGUCUAAAUCGACGUAUAUCAGCAUGGAAAAAUGCAGAAGACCCAUGUCCUGGUACCUUCACUUAUGGGAUUGAAAUGGAUCUUCAAGCAUACCCUCAAGCAUUCGUUCGGAACAGCACUUCAAAAAUCUAUCGUGCCAUCCCAUUGAAUGGCCUUACAUUCUGUGGUUCAUCAGAAAAACAUAGUACGCGUUAUAGUUUCAACUUUGUCUACAACAAUAGUGAAGUGUACUACAUGUACAACCCAACCAUUAGGUCUAUUACCUCAAGAAUAGUUUUGAACCAAACUACCAGUUCGUGCGCUCGCUUUCAUUGGAAGAAAGAAAGUCAAGAUUGGACGGUACAUUCAUCAAGACCUAGAGAUUUGUGUGAUCGCUAUAGCUUCUGCGGAGCGAAUUCGAACUGUAUCAUUGGUCAGAGUCCAGUCUGCCAGUGUCUAAAAGGAUUCAAGCCUAAGUCUCAAGAAAAAUGGAAUUUGACGGACUGGUCUCUAGGAUGCUUGCGCAAUGAACCUUUAAGCUGCCAGGGAAGAGACAAAGAUGGGUUUGUCAAAUUCGUUGGUUUGAAACUGCCAGACACUACACAUUCUUGGGUGGACAAAACCAUAAAUCUCAAGGAAUGCAGCGCCAAAUGCUUGAAAAACUGUUCCUGUACGGCUUAUAGAAGCUCGGAUACUGGAGGACGCACUGGUUGCACCAUUUGGUUUGGCGAUCUAAUAGAUAUCGCACAGGUUUCGGCUGGUGGGCAGGAAAUAUUUAUUCGAAUGCCAGCUUCAGAGUUAGAAAAAAAUGAUGGAAAAGUGAAGACAGCAGUGAUAGUUGCAGCUGUGGUAGUAGUAGUGUUUUCUGGAUUGCUGUUAGUUGGGUGUUACAUUCGUCGAAGCAGGAAAAAAUUAGAAGAAAUAAGACAAAGAGAUCAGGACAAUGAAGGGGCACGAAAUGGGGAACUUGAGCUCCCGCUCUUUGAACUGACUGCAUUAGUUAGUGCAACAGAUAACUUCUCAAGCAAUAACAAGAUUGGGGAAGGCGGCUUUGGACCUGUUUACAAGGGGACACUAGCAGAUGGACAAGAAAUUGCUGUGAAGAGGCUAUCAAGAAGUUCAGGCCAAGGAUUGAACGAGUUCAUGAAUGAAGUUAUAGUAAUUGCGAAACUUCAGCACCGAAAUCUGGUAAAGCUUCUUGGUUGUUGCGUUGAAGGAGAGGAGAAAAUGCUGAUCUAUGAAUACUUGCCCAACGGAAGCUUGGACUCCUUCAUUUUCGUUUUGCAUUCGGAUUUACCUGUGCCAGAUCAACCGAGUGGAGAACUUCUGUUAGAUUGGCCUAAACGUUUCAACAUUAUUUGCGGAAUUGCUCGCGGUCUCCUCUAUCUUCACCAAGAUUCGAGGCUGAGGAUUAUUCAUAGAGAUCUGAAAGCAAGUAAUGUUUUACUUGACAAUGAAAUGAACCCGAAAAUUUCAGAUUUUGGCUUGGCUAGAACAUUGACUGGAGGAGAUCAAACUGGUGGAAAUACAGACAGAGUAGUUGGAACAUAUGGUUACAUGGCACCUGAAUAUGUUAUAGAUGGGCUAUUUUCUGUGAGGUCUGAUGUCUUUAGCUUCGGUGUUUUGGUACUGGAGCUCAUUAGUGGAAGAAAAAAUAAGGAAUUCUACCAUCCAACCAGCCCUAAUCUUAUUGGACAUGCAUGGAGAUUAUGGAAUGAAGGCAGGCAUUCAGAACUUAUGGAUACAUGUUUAGGAAGCUCAUGCGUGCUAUCAGAAGUGUUACGUUGCAUACACGUUAGUCUCUUGUGCGUGCAACAUCAUCCUGAGGAUAGACCAGGCAUGGCGUCUGUGGUUAUAAUGUUGGGAACUGAGAUUGCAUUGGCACCACCCAAACAUCCCGGUUUCUUUAUGGAAAGAGAAUCACAUGAAGGAGGUCCUUGUUCAGGCAACGAAUUAUCCAUUACGGUUUUGGAUCCUCGAUGAGGAUCGACUAUCCAUGAUUGAAAAGUAAAUAGCCGUCUUUACUUGGUUCAAGCAUUGAGGCAAGAUAAGGACCAUUUGGCUAUAAUAUCUCAGUAGGCCUCAGUUGAGUCAGUCUUCUCCAAUUAAGCAGCGAGCUUCUGUUGCACUUCAUCAAAUGCAGCCUUGUUGUUCCUCUUAUGAAUCAGAAGGGACCCCUAAUUUAAAUGAUUGUCUUUGAUUCCAUGCAUAAGUAAACCCCUGAUAUAAGGGAUUGGGUUUUGGAUUGGAACCGAUUCCGCACUGGUUCUUCACCACUUAUACAAAAGCUGAAUCAUUGGAGUUUUA
This is a messenger RNA of Pyrus x bretschneideri (Chinese white pear), 3019 nucleotides long. RefSeq names its product G-type lectin S-receptor-like serine/threonine-protein kinase At4g27290. NCBI's taxonomy places the organism in Eukaryota, Viridiplantae, Streptophyta, Magnoliopsida, Rosales, Rosaceae. Gene Ontology annotation, biological process: recognition of pollen; protein phosphorylation. The coding region runs from base 218 to 2695 and encodes 825 amino acids. The record is from RefSeq and is a predicted model, not a curated record. Gene Ontology annotation, molecular function: protein serine/threonine kinase activity; ATP binding. The transcript is spliced from 7 exons.